AUGUCAAGAAUUACUUGUAUUUUUGUUUUUUGUGUCUACCUCGUUAUUGUUGCAGCCGAUCCUGACAGACCAGGUAAAUAUUUGAAACAUGAUCGAACAGUAAUCAACUGUGCUCGAUACAAGAGAGAAGCCAAUCAACAUCAAUGUGUGCUCUCACCGUUCAAUGACGAAGGCCCUUAUUUCCUACCCGAUGAUCUUCAACGAUCUGACAUCACUGAUGGUCAAAAUGGUGUUAAAUAUAAUCUAACGAUCGCUUUAGUCAAUUCAAACGAUUGCUCUCCUUUAGAGAACAUGUUCGUUCAUAUUUGGCACGCUAGCGCUAUUGGUAAGUAUUCCGGUGUUCGAAGCAUUGGUCCUGGUCCUGGUCCUAGGCCACAAGGUCCUGGAAAUUCGACGGAACACGAUUUUGGAGGGCUUGAUGAACCGAAGCAAACUGGAAAAGGCAGUGAAGGCCGUGGACUAAGGCCCCCACAGGAAGGUAGAGAUUACAAUAAGCCUCGACCUAAACCAGUCAGUGAUGAACGGUUCCUUCGAGGUUAUCAAGUAACUGACCAAAAUGGAUUGGUAAACUUCAACACUAUUCUUCCAGGUUGGUAUGCUGGUCGAGCUACUCAUAUUCACAUUGAAGUUUAUCCCCGAAACACAACUGAACGCAGUGCCAUCUCAUAUGUUGGCCAAAUCUUCUUCCGAGAAGAUCUACCAGAAUUACUCAAACUAGUAGAACCAUAUUCAGAGAAUUCAAAUCGUAUCACUCUAAAUGAAGAUGAUGGUACCUACGUUUAUGGUCAUGGUAAUGAGACUACUAUUCAACUUGAAGCUGUCGAUUCAUCAUCAUACAAAAGUACCAUGAUAUUCGGUAUCGAUCCUGAUGCUCACACUAAAUCCCAAGUUUGA
Tetranychus urticae (two-spotted spider mite) is the source of this 894-nucleotide messenger RNA. RefSeq lists its product as uncharacterized. The record is from RefSeq and is a predicted model, not a curated record. Gene Ontology annotation, molecular function: oxidoreductase activity, acting on single donors with incorporation of molecular oxygen, incorporation of two atoms of oxygen; iron ion binding. NCBI's taxonomy places the organism in Eukaryota, Metazoa, Arthropoda, Arachnida, Trombidiformes, Tetranychidae.